Messenger RNA from Phalacrocorax carbo (great cormorant), 731 nucleotides. The record is from RefSeq and is a predicted model, not a curated record. Lineage: Eukaryota; Metazoa; Chordata; Aves; Suliformes; Phalacrocoracidae.
GCGCAUGCGCGGAGCGCUGCGCCUCGUGGCGGGAGCCUGUGGCCGGAUGGCGGCGGCGGGUGCUGAGGGGACGGAGGCGGACUCGGAUGGCGGUAGUGAGGAGCUGGUGCUCACCCCGGCGCAGCUCAUCCGCAGCCUGGAGCAGGCCUGGCUGAAUGAGAAGUUUGCCCCAGAGCUGCUGGAGAGCAAACCUGAGAUCAUCGAGUGUGUUGUGGAGCAGCUGGACCAUAUGGAGGCAAACCUGAAACGGGCGAAGAGAGGAGACUUGAAGGUCAGCGUUCACCGCAUGGAGAUUGAAAGGAUCCGUUACGUGCUCAGCAGCUACUUGCGAUGUAGGCUUGUGAAGAUAGAGAAGUUUUUCCCCCAUGUCCUGGAGAAGGAGAAGUCUCGAGCCGAAGGGGAACCUUCCAUUCUAUCACCAGAGGAGUUUGCCUUUGCUAAAGAAUACAUGGCCAACACAGAAGCUUACCUGAAAAACAUGGCCCUAAAACACAUGCCGCCCAACCUGCAGAAAGUGUCUCUCCUAAAAUCAGUGCCAAAGCCCAACCUGGACUCCUUUGUGUUCCUGAGGGUGUUGGAGCGUCAGGAGAACAUCCUUGUUGAGCCAGAGAUGGAUGAGCAGAGAGAGUACACCAUCGACCUGGAGGAGGGCUCGCAGCAUCUGAUCCGCUACAAGACCAUUGCCCCGCUGGUGGCCUCGGGAGCGGUGCAGCUCAUCUGAGGGGCGAGCG